UCUUCCUUUUUUUCAAGUUUCGUAAAAGUUUGGUUUAGGAGAUGGGUUUUUAUGCACGUAUGUAUGUCUUCAAUUUUUCUUUUGAUUAUGGCAUGGAGUAAUUUGGGUUAAAAUGUUUAUGGAUUUGUUGAAGAUUGGUCUUGUUAAGCUUCCAUGGUGGUAAUGGAUUGUUCAUGAUAUCAGAUGUUCCAUAUUCUACUUACUGCCAUAUGGAGGGAUUAGGGAAUAGUUCAUACAUCAUCACCCAUAACUUCUUUGUAUCUCGUGGGGGGAAAUCCAUCAUAUAACGAGAACGUGCUGCCGUGUUUGAUCUUAAGCCAUGAUAAAACUCUUUGAUGCUCACUGUCAUCUACAAGACCCCAAAAUCUUUAACCACGCCCCCAAGCUUAUCAAGACAGCUCUAGAGAAUGGGAUAGUUCAUUUUGCCGUCAAUGGGGUCUCCGAGAAAGACUGGCACUUGGUCAAGCAGAUGAGCGACAACCAUCCUUCUAUAAUCCCUUCCUUUGGGCUCCACCCAUGGUUUAUCAUGGAUCGGACCCCCUACUGGUUCAGUUCUUUAAGAAAGUUCUUGGAUUCCACUCCUUCAGCUGCAGUAGGAGAGAUUGGUUUGGACAAAGGGUCACAUGGAAAGAUGAUUAGUUUCACAGAUCAGGUUGAAACCUUCCGUUUGCAGCUUCAACUUGCCAAAGAGCUAAAAAGGCCAGCUUCUGUGCAUUGUGUGCGUGCUUUCGGAGAUCUUCUUGACAUAAUGAAAUCAAUUGGGCCAUUUCCUCAAGGUGUAAUCUUGCACUCGUACUUGGGUUCUGCCGAAAUGGUUCCUGAAUUUGCUAAGCUCGGGGCUUAUUUUUCCUUUUCGGGGUUUCUUAUGGCGAUGAAAGAAAGCAAGGCAAAAAAAAUGCUAAAAGCAGUGCCUUCUGAUAGGAUUUUACUGGAGACUGAUGCACCAGAUGCAGUACCUAAAGUGAACAAUUCAGAAUCCCUUUUUUUGGUCGACGUACAGGAUUCAAUUGCAAAUGAUGGACACCCGAAACAGAUGCUUAAUCAUCCAGCCAAUAUCCAGUUCGUGCUUUCUUAUGUUGCAUCUUUACUUGAUAUGUCUAAAGAAGAUGUUGCGGAUUUAAGCUACAGAAAUGCGGUGAGCUUGUUUUCUUACGAGGGCUCCAAAUUACAAGGUUAGUUCAGUGUUUUACAAAAUCUAUAGCAUGGAAUUGUGCUUAUGUUUUGGCCAUCAGUAGGGCAUCAUGACAUUGGCACGUCUUCUAUCGAAUUCUUCAAGUCGUAUAUGGUAUACAUCACUAGCUGUUGGUCUUUAUGGAUACCAUCGCUCUACUUUUUGAGAUAGAGGUUAGGUUUACAUACAUGUUACCCAGAUCAUACUGCCCUGGUUUGGUUUUUAUUGUAUAUGUGGUAGAUGGAAUAAUUGGUUUUUAUUGUAUAUGUGUAUAAAUAAUUGGUUGAAAUUGUGGUUUGAA
Molecule: messenger RNA, 1472 nt
Organism: Cynara cardunculus var. scolymus (artichoke)
Lineage: Eukaryota; Viridiplantae; Streptophyta; Magnoliopsida; Asterales; Asteraceae
Exons: 2
Coding region: 320-1177 (285 amino acids)
Molecular function (GO): hydrolase activity, acting on ester bonds
Source: RefSeq, a predicted model, not a curated record